GGACAACUCUUCAAUCUAAGCGGGAGACACUCUGUUCACUGGUAGCAACUGGAGUGAAUCCAGGGAGGGAGCAGACUCUGCAAACUCAGCGUUUGAAGAUCUGAAGACAGAAGUUUCAAAAUCGACUGUAACGUCAACUCUCCUGCUCCUCGGACGCUGCCUGAUCUCUGUGCUUUUCCAGUGCUGUACUUUUUGACAGUGACUCUCCAGAGUCAGCAGUCCUCAGUUUGGUGUCAAUGUCUGACGGUCACUCAAUCCAUUUUUGACUGUGAUUCUGUGGGAAGGGGCAAAGCUUUUUGGUUCCUGUUUGAGUACAUUUCCAGUAUCAGUGGGACUGGAUGAGAGACCUACUGUUGCAGUGCACUGAGUGUGGAGUGUGUAACAGUUAUACCACCUGUUAAGAGGAAAUCACUGUGCGAAGGGGCUCUACACACGAUUGUGUGCGGUUGAAGCUUCGGCCAUGGAGAAACCUGAGGAAUCCCGCCCUGUGGAGAAACCGUGGAAAUGUGGUAACUGUGGGAAAGGCUUCCGUGUCCCGUCUGCCCUGGAGACUCAUCGGCGCAGUCACACCAGAGAAAGGCCCUUCAGCUGCCCUGAGUGUGGGAAGGGCUUUACCCAGGCCUCUGCCCUGCGGACUCACCAGCGGGUCCACACAGGGGAGAGGCCAUUCCCAUGUCCCGAGUGCGGGAAGGCCUUCAGCAAUUCCUUCAACCUCCAGACCCACAGGCGACUCCACACUGGUGAGAGGCCGUUUUCUUGCUCCGAGUGCAAGAAGGCGUUCAGACAUUCCUCUGACCUGCUGACCCACUGGCGGGUCCACACGGGGGAGAGGCCCUACAGCUGCCCCGAGUGUGGGAAGGCCUUCAGCAAUUCCUCCCACCUGCUGACUCACCAGCGGGUCCACACACGGGAGAGGCCAUUCACCUGUCCCAAGUGCGGGAGGGGAUUUAGUCAGGUGAGCAACUUGUGGAAGCACCAGCGUCUCCACACUGGGGAGAAACCCUUCAGCUGCCCCGAGUGCAGGAAGGCCUUCAGCAAUUCCACCACUCUGCUGACCCACCGGCGGAUCCAUAUGGGGGAGAGGCCAUUCCCCUGCACCGAGUGCGGGAAGGCCUUCAGCAAUUCCUCCAUCCUGCUGAGACACCAGCGGCUUCACACAGGGGAGUGGCCCUUCAGCUGUCCUGAGUGCAGGAAGGGGUUCAGCGAUUCCUCCAAUCUCCAGACCCACCAGCGGAUCCACACUGGGGAGAAGCCCUUCAGCUGCACGGAGUGUGGGAAGGCCUUCAUCUGCUCCUCCCACCUGCGGAGGCACCAACGAGUUCACGUGCCAUCGCAGGGUGAUUGAAGGAGCAACAAUCGAGUGCCAUUAGGGACUGGACUAUCAACCCAGUUCCGGGGACUUCUGAGUUUGAAUCCAGCCCAUGGCAGAUCACGGAAUUGGAAUUCGGUCCGAAAUCUGGAGUUCAGAAUCUGAUAGUGAAACCGUUUUUGGGGUGGGGGGCCCCAUCUGAUUCACGCAUGCUCUUUUUAGAGAAGGAAACUGCCAUUGUGGGAAAGGAUUCAUUCAGUCAUCCAGCUGCAUCCUUUACCUAGUCCAGCCUACAGUGACUCCAGACACAGAGCUGUGUGGUUAACACUAUACUGUUUAGGUAAAAACAAUGACUGCAGAUGCUGGAAACCAGAUUCGGGAUUUGUAGUGCUGGAAGAGCACAGCAGUUCAGGCAGCAUCCAAAGUGCAGCGAAAUCGAC
Hemiscyllium ocellatum (epaulette shark) is the source of this 1749-nucleotide messenger RNA. Its product is annotated as gastrula zinc finger protein XlCGF7.1-like. The record is from RefSeq and is a predicted model, not a curated record. The transcript has 2 exons. Lineage: Eukaryota; Metazoa; Chordata; Chondrichthyes; Orectolobiformes; Hemiscylliidae. Gene Ontology annotation, biological process: regulation of transcription by RNA polymerase II. The coding region runs from base 461 to 1345 and encodes 294 amino acids. Gene Ontology annotation, molecular function: RNA polymerase II cis-regulatory region sequence-specific DNA binding; DNA-binding transcription factor activity, RNA polymerase II-specific.